GUGAGCGGGUGAGAGUGAGUGCAAGACAGCAAGAGAGAGAAAGACAAUCAUCAACGUUGUCGUCGUCGUCGUUACGUUUUGUGGUUUUGCAGCAGCAGCGUCAAAGUCAGCACAAAUACAAAUAUGUCUAGCGAUUCAAGUCGACGCAUUCAGGUGCCUGAUGAACUGAAGGAGGUGCUACUGCAGUUCUCCAUUGCAUAUCUGGUCGAACAGCCCUCGGAUCUAAUUGACUUUGCCGCCGAAUAUUUUAACAAACUACAGGCUCACCGCCCAACCACAGCCACUAGCGAUAUUGCUGACGAUCAGCAGAGCAUCAAUUCACAAGAUGGCGACGCGGAACCACCAGUUGUACAGGGCUCACGUCGCAAAUCAGUUUUCGCCGAGGCAUAUGAUCCCGAGGCGGACGAUGAUGAUGAGGGCGCCACUGCCAUAUUCCCCAAGACAGACGAACAGCGGGCACGUCUCAUCGAGUCUGUGAAGAAUGUGCUGCUCUUCCGUUCACUUGAGAAGGAACAGAUGAACCAAGUGCUGGAUGCGAUGUUUGAGCGUAAAGUGCAACCGGGCGAUUUCAUCAUACGCCAGGGCGAUGAUGGCGAUAACUUUUAUGUUAUUGAAUCUGGCGUCUACAAAGUCUACAUUAAUGACAAACACAUUAGCACCUACAAUCAUACUGGAUUAUUUGGUGAAUUAGCGCUGCUUUACAAUAUGCCCAGAGCGGCUACCGUUCAGGCGGAAACAAAUGGCCUACUCUGGGCCAUGGACCGUCAGACAUUCCGACGCAUCUUGCUCAAGUCGGCAUUCAAGAAGCGAAAAAUGUACGAGGAGCUGCUGAACAGUGUGCCCAUGCUAAAGGCGCUACAGAACUACGAACGCAUGAAUCUGGCCGAUGCUUUGGUCUCCAAGAGCUACGAGGAUGGUGAACGUAUCAUUAAGCAGGGUGAUGCCGCCGAUGGCAUGUACUUCAUUGAGGAGGGCACCGUGUCGGUGCGCAUGGAUCAGGACGAUUCGGAAAUCGAGAUUUCCAAGCUGGGCAAGGGUCAAUACUUUGGUGAACUGGCGCUGGUGACACAUCGACCACGUGCUGCUUCAGUUUACGCUACGGGUGGCGUUGUUAAGCUUGCAUUUCUCGAUGUGAGAGCAUUUGAGCGUCUGCUUGGACCCUGCAUGGAUAUUAUGAAGCGCAACAUUGACGAUUACGAGUCGCAGCUGGUGAAGAUAUUUGGCAGCAAAAAUAAUAUCACCGACACACGAUAAAAAGUCUGAACAACAAACGCCACAACAACCGCAACAACAACAACAGCAGCGGCAGUUACAACAACAACAACAACAACAACCACAACCAGGCUAAUGGGUUAUUAGGACUCUACACAACUAAACGAAGGCAUAUAUACAGCAACAACAACAACAACAACAGCAGAGAGCACAACAAAUACCAAUACAAGCGCAAACCAAACACACACACACACACAUAUACAGAAAUUUUUGAUUUAAAACUAUGUUUUAAGCUGAGGCUGGAUAAUACAAUUCAAAAACAAUGAUAACGAUAAUAUGAUAAUGAUAACGAUUAUGCUAAACAAAAGAAAAACAAAACAGAAAAAAAAAGAAAUAUUGUAUUGUAUGUAUUAGCAAUUGUAAUUUAAUGUAUUUAAUUGAAAAAAAAAAAACAAACAAAAACAAAACGAGAAUAAUACCCAGAGAAGAAAUCAGAUUGGGCAGAAGAAAGGUAGAGUAACAAGGAAAUGUAAUUUUUUUUUGUGUGUCAUUAGCUCAAAAGAAAUGUUAAGUGCAUAGUUAAUAGUCUUGUUUUUUUCUUACUUUUAUUAUUAUUAUUAAUAUAUACUAAUUUGUUAUCAAUUGAUCUACGCAUAAUUUAGCACAAUACAGAGGCAAAAACUAUGCAAAAAAACUAUGCAAAAAAAAAAACUCGUUUGGCUUAAUGAAAUAAGUUUAAUAAUCAAAGCAACAACAAACUUGUUUAUUGUUUACUAAAUAUAAUAAAAGAAGGAUAUCAAAUAGUCGCAAAUGAACACACAUCAAGCAAAGAGUUUAUAUCUACAAAACAAGAAAUACAAAUACUUAUAUAAAGUAAAAACUACACAUAUGCAUAAAACAAAUCUAAUUUAUUUAUAAAAUAAAGUAAAAAAAACCAAUCAUUGUACUAGUCUAUAUGUAAAAUUGCUGCUUGCAGUGUUUACGAAAAAAACCACAAGAUAAAAAAAAAAA
This is a messenger RNA of Drosophila innubila, 2223 nucleotides long. It is a transcript of the gene Pka-R2, whose product is annotated as cAMP-dependent protein kinase type II regulatory subunit. The coding region runs from base 124 to 1254 and encodes 376 amino acids. Gene Ontology annotation, cellular component: cAMP-dependent protein kinase complex. Lineage: Eukaryota; Metazoa; Arthropoda; Insecta; Diptera; Drosophilidae. Gene Ontology annotation, biological process: regulation of protein phosphorylation. The transcript has 9 exons. Gene Ontology annotation, molecular function: cAMP-dependent protein kinase regulator activity. The record is from RefSeq and is a predicted model, not a curated record.